UGCUCAAUUUUUUAUGCAAAAAUGAACGUGUCAGAUAUAAUUUCUUGUUUUAGUGAGCACUCAGUGAAUGUAUCACAUUCCUCAUGUUCUAGCUACUCAAGCAACACUUGUAUAUCUCCAAGCCUUGCACCUUCAACCCAAAAUUCAGUUUCUUCUGUGUACAAAACCACCCUCUCCAACCAAAAGCAGGUUUUGAUCACAGUCACUUGGUGUAAGAGCCACUCCAAUCAAGGACUCACCAUAAGCUUUGGUGAAGAAAACCUUAACCAAGUAGCAUCAUCUUUCAGACUCAACACCAAUUCACGUUUUUUAAGGAAGAAAAAAGGAAGCAGGCUGGUUGAAUCUGAUGAGUCAAAGGUUGAAGUUUUCUAUGAUCUUUCAAAUGCCAAGUAUGACACUGGCCCUGAACCUGUUGAAGGGUUUUAUGUUGCAAUUCUCAUUGAUGCAGAAAUAGGCCUCAUUCUUGGUGACAUGGCAGAAGAAGCUGUGAUCAAGAAGUUCAAAAGUAGAACACUUUUGGCUAAGGUAUCACUGUUAUCUAGGCGUGAACAUUGUUCAGGGAACACUGUUUACACAACCAAGGCUCAGUUCUGUGACACUGGCACAUGGCAUGACAUUUUGAUCAGAUGCAGCGGGGAAAAUGAGGGCUUCAAGUACCCGGUUUUGUCUGUGUGUAUUGAUAAGAAGACAGUGAUUCGUGUGAAGAGGUUGCAAUGGAAUUUCAGAGGCAACCAAACAAUUUUUGUUGAUGGGUUGCUGGUUGAUUUGCUUUGGGAUGUUCAUAACUGGUUUUUCAACCCUUCUUCUGGCUAUGCAGUGUUCAUGUUCAGGACUAGGAGUGGCUUGGAUAGCAGGUUGUGGUUAGAGGAGAAGAGUGCCCAGAAAGAUAAAGAUAGAGUUGAAUUCUCCUUGUUGAUCUGUGCCUGUAAGAACACAUAA
Molecule: messenger RNA, 939 nt
Organism: Abrus precatorius (Indian licorice)
Lineage: Eukaryota; Viridiplantae; Streptophyta; Magnoliopsida; Fabales; Fabaceae
Exons: 1
Coding region: 22-939 (305 amino acids)
Source: RefSeq, a predicted model, not a curated record